AUGCGCAGUCCAUCAGACGAUGUACCUCAGAACGAAUCAUGCCAAUCGCAGAGUCAAACCUCUUAUUUUUCGCAUUCCAACUCAGUGAAUCUUUUGCCUGCCAACUCCACAGUUUUAUUGGCUACUGCUCAAGUAGACAUCCAAGACGCUUGGGGUAACUUUCAGAAAGUUCGAGUUUUAUUAGACGCCGGUUCUCAAAUUAAUAUCAUAUCCCAAUCUUGUGUUAAUAAGUUAGGAUUGCAAAUUUCAAAGACUGCACUUUCAAUUACUGGCAUAGGGGAAAGUUCAUCUACUGCUUCUGGUAGCACUGUCUGCUCUAUUCGCCCUACAGGUCAGAUCAAUCCAUGUUUCACCUUUGACGCUGUAGUUCUCCCAAAAAUUUGUACACAAAUGCCGACCUCUUUAGUCCAAUUUUCCAAUUGGAAAUGCAUCUCCAACAAAAAAUUAGCAGAUUCUGAAUUUUCUACUCCACAUUCUGUGGACAUUCUUCUUGGUGCAGAUAUUUUCCCACUUGUACUCAAAGACGGUCGAAUCAAAGGCAACGGUUCGGAACCUACAGCCCUAGAAACUGUUUUCGGUUGGGUUUUCAUGGGACAAAUUCAGUCUCCUAGUCGCUCAAUGAAUUCAUUUCAUUUGUCUUUAAGUGAUUCUUCUUUGAAUUCCACAUUAAAGAGGUUCUGGGAACUCGAAGAGGUGCCAACAACAACAUCCUCUUCACCAGAGGAUCAACGUUGUGAACAACUCUUUGUUGAAGGUCAUUCGAGAGAUGCUUCGGGACGAUACACGGUUGCAUUGCCAUUCGAAAGUGGCAAAUGCGUUUGUUUUGGGGAUACAUAUUCUUUAGCUCUGCGUCGUUUUCUGUCGCUCGAACGUAGACUUAUAAGAACUCCAGAAGUUUACCAGGAGUAUUGUCAUUUUAUGAAAGAUUAUUUGAGUAGUAAUCAUAUGUCGUCAGUGAUCACCGAUGUCGAAACUGAAAAUAAUUUCUAUAUCCCUCAUCAUUGUAUCAUCAAGCCUGAUAGUGCGUCGACUAAGUUACGAGUAGUGUUCGACGCAUCAGCUCACCUUCCAGGUAAAUAA
This is a messenger RNA of Harmonia axyridis, 1080 nucleotides long. RefSeq lists its product as uncharacterized. Bases 1 to 1080 code for a protein of 359 amino acids. The record is from RefSeq and is a predicted model, not a curated record. Lineage: Eukaryota; Metazoa; Arthropoda; Insecta; Coleoptera; Coccinellidae. The transcript has a single exon.